Messenger RNA from Lepus europaeus (European hare), 4359 nucleotides. RefSeq names its product ATP binding cassette subfamily B member 1 (gene ABCB1). The record is from RefSeq and is a predicted model, not a curated record. NCBI's taxonomy places the organism in Eukaryota, Metazoa, Chordata, Mammalia, Lagomorpha, Leporidae. The transcript is spliced from 28 exons. Gene Ontology annotation, biological process: transmembrane transport. Gene Ontology annotation, cellular component: membrane. Gene Ontology annotation, molecular function: ATP binding; ATP hydrolysis activity; ABC-type transporter activity. The coding region runs from base 139 to 3978 and encodes 1279 amino acids.
GAGCGGCUCCGCGAAGCUCCGGGAGCCGGCCGCCGCGGUCCCUCCCCGCCGGCUGUUCGCCCUUCGCCAAGGCUGAGUGUCUUCCUGGCGGACGCGGGUCUCGGGGGCGACGUUCCCCCGCGGAAGGCUGAGGUCACCAUGGACUUCGAAGGGGACCGCAAUGGACGACUCGGGAAGAACAUGUACAAACUGAACAAGAAAAGUAAAAAAGAGAAGGAAAAGAGGCCAACUGUCAGCACAUUUGCAAUGUUUCGCUAUUCAAAUUGGCUUGAUAAAUUGUACAUGGUGCUGGGGACCUUGGCUGCCAUCAUCCAUGGAGCUGCACUGCCCCUCAUGAUGCUGGUAUUUGGAGACAUGACGGACAGCUUUUCAAACGCAGGAAACAUGAUUCCAGCAAACAUCAGUAAUCUUACCAUUAGUAACAUCAGCACUUCUGAGAUCUACGAACGUCUGGAGCAAGAAAUGACCACGUACGCCUACUACUACAGUGGAAUUGGUGCUGGUGUGCUUGUUGCUGCUUACAUUCAGGUUUCGUUUUGGUGCUUGGCAGCUGGAAGACAAAUAUUUAGAAUUAGAAAACAGUUUUUUCAUUCUAUAAUGCGCCAGGAGAUAGGCUGGUUUGACGUGCACGAUGUUGGGGAGCUGAACACCCGGCUCACAGAUGAUGUCUCCAAAAUUAAUGAAGGGAUUGGUGACAAAAUUGGAAUGUUCUUUCAGUCAAUGGCAACAUUUUUCACCGGUUUUAUAGUAGGAUUUACACGUGGUUGGAAGCUAACCCUGGUGAUUUUGGCCAUUAGUCCUGUUCUUGGGCUCUCAGCUGCUCUCUGGGCAAAGAUAAUGUCUUCAUUUACUGAUAAAGAACUGUUAGCGUAUGCAAAAGCAGGAGCUGUGGCUGAAGAGGUCUUAGCAGCAAUUAGAACUGUGAUUGCAUUUGGAGGACAACAGAAGGAACUUGAAAGGUACAAUAAAAAUUUAGAAGAAGCUAAAAGAAUUGGGAUAAAAAAAGCUAUUACAGCCAACAUUUCUGUGGGUGUUGCUUUCCUACUGAUCUAUGCAUCGUAUGCGCUGGCCUUCUGGUAUGGAACCACCUUGGUUAUCUCAAAAGAAUAUUCUAUUGGACAAGUACUCACUGUCUUCUUUUCUGUAUUAGUUGGAGCUUUCAGUAUUGGCCAGGCAUCUCCAAAUGUUGAAGCAUUUGCAAAUGCAAGAGGAGCAGCUUAUGAAAUCUUCAGGAUCAUCGAUAAUAAGCCGAGCAUUGACAGCUACUCGGAGGCCGGGCACAAACCAGAUAAUAUUAAAGGAAAUUUGGAAUUCAGAAAUGUUCAUUUCAGCUACCCUUCUCGAAAAGAAGUUAAGAUCUUGAAGGGGCUCAACCUGAAGGUGCAGAGCGGGCAGACGGUGGCCCUGGUGGGGAACAGUGGCUGUGGGAAGAGCACGACCGUCCAGCUGAUGCAGAGGCUCUACGACCCCACGGAUGGCGUGGUCAGCAUUGAUGGCCAGGACAUCAGGACCAUGAACGUGAGGUAUCUGCGGGAAAUUACUGGUGUGGUGAGUCAGGAACCUGUGUUGUUCGCCACCACGAUUGCUGAGAACAUCCGCUAUGGCCGAGAAGAUGUCACCAUGGAUGAGAUUGAAAAGGCCGUCAAGGAAGCCAACGCCUAUGACUUUAUCAUGAAGCUACCUAAUAAAUUCGACACUCUGGUUGGAGAAAGAGGGGCCCAGCUGAGCGGUGGGCAGAAGCAGAGGAUCGCCAUUGCCCGUGCCCUGGUUCGCAACCCCAAGAUCCUCCUGCUGGACGAGGCCACCUCAGCCUUGGACACAGAAAGUGAAGCUGUGGUUCAGGUGGCUCUAGAUAAGGCUAGAAAAGGCCGCACGACUAUUGUGAUAGCUCACCGCCUGUCUACAGUUCGCAAUGCUGAUGUCAUCGCUGGAUUUGAUGAUGGAGUCAUUGUGGAGAGAGGGAAUCAUGAGGAACUCAUGAAACAGAAAGGCGUUUACUUCAGACUUGUCACAAUGCAGACAGCAGGAAAUGAAAUUGAUUUAGAAAAUGCAGCUAGUGAAUCUAGAGGUGAAAAAAUGGAUUUGGUGGAAAUGUCUUCCAAAGAGUCAGGAUCCAGUCUGAUAAGAAGGAGAUCAAGUCACAAGAGUUUUCAUGGAGCUCAAGGCCAAGAUGGAAAGCUUAGCACGACAGAGGCCCAGGAUGAAAAUGUACCUCCAGUUUCCUUUUGGAGGAUUAUGAAGCUGAAUUUAACUGAAUGGCCUUAUUUUUUGGUGGGUGUAAUUUGUGCCAUUAUAAAUGGAGGCCUACAACCAGCAUUUGCAGUAAUAUUUUCAAAGAUUGUAGGAGUUUUCACAAGAAAUGAUGAUGAUGAAACAAAACGGCGGAAUAGUGACCUGUUUUCCUUGUUGUUCCUCAUCCUUGGAAUUAUUUCCUUUAUUACAUUUUUCCUUCAGGGCUUCACCUUUGGCAAAGCUGGGGAAAUCCUCACCAAGCGCCUGCGCUACAUGGUGUUCAAGUCCAUGCUGAGACAGGAUGUGAGCUGGUUCGAUGACCCUAAAAACACGACUGGAGCGUUGACCACCAGGCUCGCCAAUGACGCUGCUCAGGUCAAAGGGGCGACUGGUUCCAGGCUUGCUGUAAUUGCUCAGAACAUAGCUAAUCUUGGGACAGGAAUUAUUAUAUCCUUAAUAUAUGGUUGGCAGUUAACACUUCUGCUCUUAGCAAUUGUACCCAUCAUCGCGAUAGCUGGAGUUGUUGAAAUGAAAAUGUUGUCUGGGCAGGCACUAAAAGAUAAGAAAGAACUGGAAGGUUCCGGAAAGAUUGCCACAGAAGCAAUAGAGAACUUCCGAACAGUCGUGUCUCUGACUCGCGAGCAGAAGUUUGAAAAUAUGUAUGCGCAGAGUUUGCAGGUGCCGUACAGAAACUCCUUGAAGAAAGCACACAUCUUUGGAAUCACAUUUUCCUUCACCCAAGCAAUGAUGUAUUUUUCCUAUGCUGGCUGUUUCCGAUUUGGUGCCUUCCUGGUGGCACGGGAAUUGAUGAGCUUUGAAAAUGUUCUGUUGGUCUUUUCAGCAGUCGUCUUUGGUGCCAUGGCAGUUGGGCAGGUCAGCUCGUUUGCCCCUGACUAUGCCAAAGCCAAGAUCUCGGCUUCCCACAUCAUCAUGAUCCUUGAGAAACUCCCCAAGAUUGACAGCUACAGCACGGAGGGCCUCAAGCCAGGUACGUUGGAAGGUAAUAUGACCUUUAAGGAUGUUGUGUUCAACUAUCCCACCCGACCCGACAUCCCAGUGCUGCAGGGGCUGAACCUGCAGGUGAAGAAGGGCCAGACGCUGGCCCUGGUGGGCCCCAGUGGCUGCGGCAAGAGCACCGUGGUGCAGCUCAUUGAGCGGUUCUACGACCCCUUGGCCGGAACAGUGCUAUUGGAUGGCAAAGAAAUAAAUCAACUGAAUGUGCAGUGGCUACGAGCCCACCUGGGAAUUGUGUCCCAGGAGCCCAUCCUGUUUGACUGCAGCAUCGCCGAGAACAUCGCCUACGGAGACAAUAGCCGGGUCGUGUCCCAGGACGAGAUCGUGAAGGCAGCCAAGGAAGCCAACAUCCACGCCUUCAUCGACUCCCUGCCUGACAAAUACAACACCAGGGUGGGAGACAAGGGAACCCAGCUCUCCGGCGGCCAGAAGCAGCGGAUUGCCAUCGCCCGUGCCCUCGUGCGGCAGCCACACGUCCUGCUUCUGGACGAAGCCACGUCAGCUCUGGAUACAGAAAGUGAGAAGGUGGUCCAAGAAGCCCUGGACAAGGCCCGGGAGGGCCGCACCUGCGUCGUGAUCGCGCACCGCCUGUCCACCAUCCAGAACGCAGACAUGAUAGUGGUGUUCCAAAAUGGCAGAGUCAAGGAGUGCGGCACUCACCACCAGCUGCUGGCACAGAAAGGCAUCUACUUCUCCAUGGUCAGUGUCCAGGCUGGAGCAAAGCGCCAGUGAACUGCGGCCACGGGAGAUGGGAGAUACUUGUUUAUAUUUGUGUUAAAUAUGGCAUCUAACGGAAGUUAAAGAGUCCUCACCUACUGGAUUACAUAGAGUUAGCUGCUUAUCAUUUCUUACCAUGAGCAAAGUAAGCCCGUCAGAGUCCUCAGAGACGUCAUCGUCAAAGGAACAGGAGGAGAGACAUUGUCAGGUGGGGCAGGGUGGCUUAAUUGCACUGUAAAAUUUAUAAAAAUUCAAAGUAGAUUUUUUUCAAUAAAGUAUGUAAUUUUGUUUAUAUUUUCUCAUUUGGACUGUAACUGUUGCUCAAAGAUAAGAAAGUAUUAAAAAGUAUCAAACUGUUUGCAUAAAGUGCCUGUAAUAAAACUAAAUUUUCUGUUA